Messenger RNA from Pediculus humanus corporis (human body louse), 783 nucleotides. RefSeq lists its product as uncharacterized. Gene Ontology annotation, cellular component: kinetochore. Lineage: Eukaryota; Metazoa; Arthropoda; Insecta; Psocodea; Pediculidae. The transcript has a single exon. The coding region runs from base 1 to 783 and encodes 260 amino acids. Gene Ontology annotation, molecular function: nucleic acid binding. The record is from RefSeq and is a predicted model, not a curated record.
AUGGAUGAAGAAUUAGAUUAUAUGUCAGAUGACUUUUUAGCAAGCUGCACGAAAGGUGCAAAUGAUGUACGUCCUGGACUUUUAAAUAAUCGUAGAGAAUUAAGAGAACACGAAUUGAUAAAGAAAAAACAAUUAGCAAUGAUAGAAAAGAAAAAACCUAUUCAGGUUUAUCAAACUGAAGUUUUAGAAGAAGGUCUUAAACAGCCAAUAAAUUCAUCUAAUAAAGGAUUUUCAAUGCUUCAAAAAAUGGGAUUUAAAAGUGGUAUGGGUUUGGGUAAAAAUAAUGAUGGAAUGAUUGAACCCAUAAGUCUUAAUGUAAAAAACAAUAAACAGGGUUUGGGUCAUAAAAUUAAGAAUCAAACAUUGUUAAAAAAAAAAACUGAAAAUAAAUUAGAUGAAAUAAAUGAGAAAGAUUUCACAAUGUUUCUUUCGAAAAAAAAUAAGGAAAAAAAAACUACGAGUGAUUUGAGAAAAAGUCAAAGAGUAUGUAAAGAGUUAGAUAUUAAGACGAACAAAACUGAACCUGAAACUUUUUGGUUUUGGCCAAAAGAAGAUAGUUUAGAUAAAUCAGAGGCGAGUGUAAACAAUGAUGAAGAAAAUAUAUCAUGUAUUGAAAAUAGUGAGGAUAUUGAUAAUGAAGAAGAAAUAACUGAUGAAGAAAAAUUAGAAUUAAUAACAAAAUAUUUAAGAGAAACAUAUUAUUAUUGUAUUUGGUGUUCAGUUCAGUAUUACGAUGAGAAAGACUUAGAAGAAUGUCCUGGUUCGACAAGGGAUGAUCAUUAA